CCGGCCGGACACUUGGCGGAAACUCCCGGCUAUGGCUCCCGCCGCCGCUCGGGAGGGGGCUGCGAACCCGGGGCCGGCGCUCGCCCCCGCUGGGCUGCUAAACUGGGCGCCCGGGGAGGGCCCCGAGGCGCUGUCCCUGAGCUCCGCCUCGGGUUCCGGCUGAAAAAGAAAGAAAGAAAGAAAAAAAAAAAAGUUUUUUUCAUGGUUCCUUCGUGUCUUCCGAGCGCGCGUUGGCCGGCCCCGAGCUGCCCCAAGCUUCCCUGCAGGAGGAGGAAGUGACAGCAGCUGGUGGGCAGCUAGCUGGCCCCCUGCUCCAGCCGCCGCCCCCCACCGCCUCGCCAUGAUCGCCACGGGCGGCCUGCUGAGGAUUUCCGCCAGGAAGCAGGAUCCUCUCCGCCCCCCCACCCAGGUCCCCAAGCGCAAGCGGAAAGCCAAGAAGAGGCGCAAGAACGACGUGGUGGUGGUGAAAGGCAGGCUGAAGCUGUGCUCCAUCUCCGGGCUCAUCGCCCUCUGCGGGAUCCUGGUGCUGCUGGUGGGCAUAGCCCUGGCGGUGGUGGGCUACUGGCCCAAGGCCAACGGGACCCACCGAGAGGGAGCCAAGCCACAGCCGCCCGCCAGCAGCGGCCCCCGGACACCCCCCUCGACGGACGGCAGCGGCGGAGGCAGCCAGAACCGGUCCGGGCUCUCCCCGGGGUCUCCGGCGAGCAGCAACUCCAGUGCCCCCGGCCCGGCCCGCAGCGCGCCCCCCGCGCGCGCCUCCGCCCCGUCUUCCGCCUCCCCCACGUCGGUGGGCUUCUUGUUCCGCGUCUUCUCGGGCUACCUGCACUCUGACAAGCUCAAAGUCCUGGGGCCGCUCAUCAUGGGCAUCGGCAUCUUCCUUUUUAUCUGUGCCAACGCCGUGCUCCACGAGAACCGGGAUAAGAAGACCAAGGUCAUCAACCUGCGAGACCUGUACUCCACCGUCAUCGACGUGCACAGCCUCCGCGCCAAGGACCUGGCGGCCGCCGCCUCCGCCUCCUCGGCCCCGGCGCCCUCGGGGGCCGCCCCCAUCAAUGGCUUCCUGGGCUACGUGCAGCCCCGGGGCCUGGAGCUGCAGCCGGGCGGCGCGGGGGACGCCUUCGGGGCGGCCGCCUUCCUGACCAAGGGCUCCUGGCCUCACCCCGCGGCGCCGGGCGGGAGCGGCUGCGCCCAGGUGCCCGGGUCCCCCCCGUCCCCGUCCCCGUCCCCGUCCCCGUCCCCGCGCGGCCCGGGGGAGCCGCCCAGCCUGGCCGAGGCCGUGUACAGCAUCUACCGGGAGCGCUCGGGCCGUCGCCGGACCUCCACGGCGGCCUCCGCGGGCAGCCCCAACCCGGCGCCCGGCAGCCCGUCGGCGAGCUGGAGACGGCCGGGCCCCGCCAGCUCGCUCGUGGGCUCGUCGCUGAGCGCCGUGGCUCUGCUGCCCCUGCAAGGGGACCGCGACGGGGACGCGGAGGGCAGCGGGCAGAGGCCUCCGGGGGCGACCCCGCGGCCCGGGGAGCGCGACCCGGACCCCGACCCCGGCCCUGGCGCGCCAGGCGCACCCGGAGAUAUGGAGGCGGCCGAGGGCGCGGGCCGUGCGCGCAGCGCCAGGGGGCAGGGUGGCCGUCUGCCCAGGACCGCCUGGCACGGGGCCCCGAGACGCCGCAGCGCCCCUGGGCUCCCCGAUCGCCCCGCGCCGUGCUCGCCGCCGCCCUCCCCCUGCAGCGCGGACCUGAGCGCCGCCAGUCUGCUGGGCGCCUCGGCCUCCCCGGAGCAUCCCCAGAGGCUGGAGGACGCGCCCCCAGCCAGGAGGGACUCGCCGGGCUCCGGGUCCGAGGAACCCGCGGGCGGCAGUGAGGGCUACACCCCCCUGAGAGAGACGGGCACCUCCUCCGAGUCGCUGGUGGGCGCGGACGCGGGUUCAAGCCCGGACUGGGAGGCGGCCUCCCCCGCGGGUGCUGCGGAGCACGGUCCCCCCGAGCGGCCCAGCGGAGCACCAGCCCAGGCGGAGUCGCCCCGGUCUGUGCAGAAGCAGUUUACAAACAGAGAGAAACUCCUCAUGAUUUCCAGGUCUCCUGCCUUGGCCUUGGGGGUGGAGGACAGGGAGCUGGAGAGCACAGGCAUUUAGGGAAAGAGAGAGGAAAGGCAGCGAAAUGCCCACGGGAAUCCGUGAGUUGAACAGGUUCUUUUUUUUUUUUUCUUUGUGAACUUCUCCGAGGAAAUCGCCCACUCCUACACAAAGAGCUGCAGAAUGUCUUCCUGGAAUGGUGGUUCCCUAGAUUCCUGUAGAUGACUCCAAGCAGGGUGUCCUCCUCUCCUUCUUUCUUUUUUUUAAAAAAGGAAUUUAGUCUUUUAUGUCCGAUGGUGAUUGUAUGUCCCACGAAAAACCAAAUGUAUUAAGAGGUCAGCAAUCUAGUUCAUUAGGUAAAAUCACCUUCAUUUUCUUAGAGCCAAAAUGAUAUAUAUUUUUACAGUAACUGUGCACUUUACUCCAACUUUUUUUUUUUUUUUGCAUCCCUAAUUCCUAGCACUCUGGCUGCUUUUCGCAUCUGCUUGUGGAUGACAAGCUAUGUUACUUUCUCCUGUGCUUUUUGGAUAGCAUAGAAGGGUUUGUCUCAGUCCUCUCAGAACUGUUCUUACUGAAUGACUUCAAAGCCCAAAGCAAAAGUCUGUCCUGUCCGCACUUUCCUUGUCUUACCCUUCACAGCUCAUCCACCUGUCCAAAAGCCUCUUUAGUUUUGAAAAGGGUAUUUACAUUUUGCUACCAGGAUAUCCAAUGGAGACUAGAGGGGGACAGCAUUUAGAUGCCUGUUACUUCCUCAAUUCACUAGAUCAAGUCCAUGAUGCUGUAUUGAGUAUUAUCACACCUGUAUUGAAAAUAACAUUAAUAUUAAAACUUUUUUUUUAAUAAAACAAGUUUCCAAACAGUCAAACACAA
Molecule: messenger RNA, 2935 nt
Organism: Erinaceus europaeus (western European hedgehog)
Lineage: Eukaryota; Metazoa; Chordata; Mammalia; Eulipotyphla; Erinaceidae
Gene: TMEM200C
Product: transmembrane protein 200C
Exons: 2
Coding region: 341-2125 (594 amino acids)
Source: RefSeq, a predicted model, not a curated record